AUGCCUAAUGUCCAAAAUUCUGGGUUUAUAGAAGGCAUCCAGCAACCAGAUCAGCACGGAUACUAUACUAAAGGCAGUAGAAUGAACAGUACUUUUGGUUUUGAUCCUACCUUCAGAACGUCAAGGUUGGAAACAAUUUUUCUAUCCUCAAAAGAGAGCAAUUCAUCUCAAGAAAAAUUAAGUCCGUUCUUCCAAAUAACCACGAGCUAUCCUAUCUUUACUUAUACAAAAAGAUUGCCACAGAUUUCUUUGACUUGUAACGAAAGCUAUUUGACACCAAUCGUUUACACAGAGUUAGACGCAUUGAGCGAUGAUCGAGCCAUGACGUACAUGCCUGUCAUACUGUUUCUGAUUCUAGUGAUGCUCUUUGGAGUUUUAGGUAAUCUGCUCGUACUCUAUAUAUAUUGUUCUGAUUCCAAACGAAAACCAGCCAACAACUUCAUUAUCACGAUGGCGCUGUUUGACUUCUUGGCCUCAAGUAUAGCAAUACCUCUUGAUAUCUACGACAUGCGUUACCAUUACACCUUCUACAAUCGUUUUGCAUGUAAAGCCUUCCGAUACUCCGAAUCAGCAUUCACUAAUGCCUCGUCGUUUGUUUUAAUUCUCAUCGCCAUUGAUAGAUAUCUGAAGAUUUGUAAGCCUUUCUUAUAUGAUUCGCCCCUGAGGAGCAAGCUUAUGUGUUGUGGUGCGACUUUGUUUGGUUUUGUCAUAGCCAUUCCAUCCUUUUGGGUGUUUGGAAUAAAUCGAAAGCCGGUUCUUCUAAGGAAAUAUUGUGGAUUCGACUGCACUGUCUCAGAUGAAUACAAGAAGACAAAGUUGACGAAAGUCUACUAUGCUUUAUUGUUCUGUUUAUUUUUCCUGACUGUCUCAAUGCUUGUUGGAUUCUACCUACGUAUCUGGAUUGCACUGAGGGCCAGAAGAAGGAUCACAACUAAAGAUCAUAAAACAUUACAACAUUCGCCGAAUAACAGUGGUCCUGCAAAAGAUUUUUAUUUGACCUCCAUGAAAACAAAUGGAAAUGACUUAAGUUCACACAAUAAAGAUUCAAUAUUUUCAAACGGAAUCAGAAACGGUAAUUUCAAUCGUACAUAUUCCUGUGUGUCACGGAAUUCCCGAAUGUCUGUCAUUGGAUCCAGAAUCACAUCUACGAUUGGAAAUGUUCGUUGCUCGAGGUCGACUAAAAUCUUCAUUGCUGUGUCUAUUGCUUUUAUCCUUUGCUUUCUACCGAGUAUUGCAGUUAAUCUGCUUCAAGUGUUCAUGAGAAAUACCCAGAUGAAAAAGACAAAAGAGAUAAAAAUAAUUAUAAAACUUUUCGCCAGGGUUCAUUUCGUCAAUCACGCAAUAAACCCAGUAAUAUAUAGCUUUCUGAAUAUCAAGUUUCGGAUUCAGUGCAAGAUGGCAUUCAGACGCCUGAUUACAGCCCGCUACGUGAAAUUCUGUACAGGAAAGUCCCCUAUUGCUUCAAGUUCUUCAAAUAGUGUAUUAAGAAAAAGAACAUCUACAGACAGCAACUGAAUACAAACGAAAGGAAGCCUAAAACACACAUACAGGCAGUUAUAUUUUUAAUUUAAAGACACAGAUUUAUUAUGUUAUUAAAAGUCACAUUAUAGGUCCAGUUAUACACAUGCAGCCAGCUACAAGAAAUUUUGUACAAGGAAACCCCAAAUUUCUUCACGUUCUUUAUAUAGUUCAUAAAAAAGAGACCAACGACAGACAGGUACGUGAAGACAGCCGGAAGGGAAGUCUAACA
Saccostrea echinata is the source of this 1750-nucleotide messenger RNA. Its product is annotated as thyrotropin-releasing hormone receptor-like. Gene Ontology annotation, cellular component: membrane. Bases 1 to 1515 code for a protein of 504 amino acids. The record is from RefSeq and is a predicted model, not a curated record. The transcript has 3 exons. Gene Ontology annotation, molecular function: G protein-coupled peptide receptor activity. Gene Ontology annotation, biological process: neuropeptide signaling pathway. NCBI's taxonomy places the organism in Eukaryota, Metazoa, Mollusca, Bivalvia, Ostreida, Ostreidae.